Molecule: messenger RNA, 261 nt
Organism: Paramecium primaurelia
Lineage: Eukaryota; Ciliophora; Oligohymenophorea; Peniculida; Parameciidae
Source: the annotation of a GenBank genome assembly
AUGUCUGCUGGAAUAUUCAUUGGCACUAUUAUAUUUAUAGGUAUUGGAAUUGGAGUAACUGUUUGGCUCAAAGGAGUUGUUACUAAGGCAACUAAAAAUUUAAGUGAUUUGAAUGAUAAUUUAUUGUAAUACAUCAAUAUUAAAGAUAGGCUAAUGUAUGUUUCAGUUAUUUCUGGUACCAUUCAAUUUUGGCUCCUAUGGUUUUGUAUGUAUAUGCAUUAACUCAAUCCGAUAAUAACGCCUGUAAGAGGACAUGAAUGA